Molecule: messenger RNA, 1438 nt
Organism: Oncorhynchus tshawytscha (Chinook salmon)
Lineage: Eukaryota; Metazoa; Chordata; Actinopteri; Salmoniformes; Salmonidae
Product: vasopressin V2 receptor-like
Exons: 2
Coding region: 221-1342 (373 amino acids)
Biological process (GO): regulation of systemic arterial blood pressure by vasopressin; positive regulation of vasoconstriction; G protein-coupled receptor signaling pathway
Cellular component (GO): membrane
Molecular function (GO): peptide binding; vasopressin receptor activity
Source: RefSeq, a predicted model, not a curated record
GACAUCCACCUCAAGUUUUCGCGCGUCAAGACGCUUUCUAGGUCUAUCCUUUAAACAAUUGCUGUAGAUCAGUUAACGUCUUUAGUCUGUUAAUUAUGUGUACAUUUUCAUAAGGAAAUUUGUAUUUCAGUUGCAUACAUUUUCCAAGGCAGAUUUUGAUUAUUGUGAUAUGCUGUGCAGUUGAUAGGUUAUAUUUGAACUAUUCGUGAACAUUAGCUUAAUGAAUUAUUUGAGUUUUUAUCUUAAAAUUGUGUCAUUUUGUAGCGAAAUUAUGACUUUCUUUACUUCAAAUAAUAGUAAUAUAAGUUUGGAAACGGAAUUGGCAGAAGAUGUGCCUCGUGAUGAGCGCUUGGCUCGAAUUGAAAUAGCCCUUUUGAGCAUCAUAUUUUUCAGUGCCGCAAUGUUAAACUUUGUACUGCUAUUGGUGCUGUGGAAGCGGAGGAAGCAGCUGUCGAGGAUGCGCGUCUUUGUUUUUCACCUUUGCCUGGCAGACCUGGUGGUCACCUUUUUCCAAGUUUGUCCGCAGCUGAUGUGGGAUGUAACGGACAGAUUCAUUGGUCCUGACAUAAUUUGCCGCCUGGUGAAAUACAUGCAGGUUGUUGGCAUGUUUGCCUCCACUUACAUGAUUGUAGUGAUGACCAUUGAUCGCUACCAAGCCAUCUGUAACCCCAUGGUGACUUUCCAAAGGCGCAGAGCGAGCUGGAACGUGCCUGUGUGCGUUGCAUGGUCCGUGUCCCUCUUCGGCAGUCUCCCUCAACUGUUCAUCUUCUCCCGAGUUCAAAUUGCGCCUGGUGUCUAUGACUGCUGGGCUGACUUCAUCAAACCUUGGGGACUAAAAGCUUACGUGACCUGGACCACUGUGGUGAUAUUUGUGUUGCCAAUCUUAACUGUUAUCGUUUGCCAGGUGCGUAUUUGCCGAGCUGUUCAAAUCAACUUUCACAUGAAAACACAUCAAGCAUCGGAAAUUGUCACCAAACCUCUGCACUCCAGGACCAGUAGUGUUGCUGGAGUGUCCAAAGCCAGGAUUAAGACCGUGAAGAUGACUGUGGUUAUUGUUCUUGUCUACAUUAUCUGUUGGACUCCUUUCUUCACUGUCCAGCUGUGGUCUGUCUGGGAUGUCCAAGCACCCACUGAGACUGCAACUUUCUCUAUCCUGAUGCUUCUGGCAAGUCUGAACAGCUGUGCAAACCCCUGCAUCUACCUGCUCUUCAGCGGGAAGUUCCCCAAGAGACUCAUGGCGGUGUGUGUUAGCCAGUCGGACAUUAAGGACUCCAUACAAGAAGAAGCCACUGUGGUCAGCUCCUUGUACAUCAGUUUUAAGAGCCUUUCCGAAUCCAGAUGAAACAAGCGGCACAGCGGGGCUGAUAGAGCUUGAUGUAUACAGUUGAAGUCGGAAGUUUACAUACACUUAGGUUGGAGCCAUUAAAACUCAUUUUUC